Molecule: messenger RNA, 2065 nt
Organism: Leptopilina boulardi
Lineage: Eukaryota; Metazoa; Arthropoda; Insecta; Hymenoptera; Figitidae
Gene: Alg9
Product: alpha-1,2-mannosyltransferase ALG9
Exons: 12
Coding region: 31-1848 (605 amino acids)
Biological process (GO): protein N-linked glycosylation
Cellular component (GO): endoplasmic reticulum membrane
Molecular function (GO): alpha-1,2-mannosyltransferase activity
Source: RefSeq, a predicted model, not a curated record
GGCACCUUUAUAACUUGCAGACUGUCAAAAAUGGCGCCUGGUGUACGUCAAAGACAACUCUUUUAUGUUAAAAAAAAGGAUCAAAAGAAAAAUAAUGCCCGAAAAUUAUCAAAAUCUGAGGAAUCAUCGGAUAUUCGCCUUAUAUAUCCUGGUGGUGAUACAGCAUUUAAAUUGUUAUUAUCAGCUAGAUUUUGCUCCGCAAUGUGGAGUCAUAUAACAGACUGUGAUGAAACAUACAAUUACUGGGAACCUAGUCAUUAUUUACUUUAUGGUACUGGUCAACAAACAUGGGAAUAUAGUCCUCAGUAUGCCUUAAGAUCAUAUAUCUAUUUAUUAAUUCAUGUGGUACCGGCAAAAUUAUAUCAUUAUUUAUUAGAGCCAAAUCCUGUUCUUGUUUUUUAUUUUAUACGCUGUCUAUUGUCUGUGGGCUGUGCACUUUCAGAAGUUUAUUUCUACAAAAACGUCUGUCGAGAGUUUGGAGUUCAUGUUGCUCGCAUGACACUUGUAUUUCUAUUAUUUAGUUCAGGAAUGUACAUAUCGAGUGCAGCAUUUUUGCCAUCUUCAUUUUCAAUGUACUUGAGUACAGUUGCCAUAUCAGCGUGGUAUGCACGAAAAUACGAAUUUGCCAUAUUUGCAACUGCAGUUUCGGCUUUACUUGGUUGGCCGUUUGCUGCAUUACUUGGACUUCCAAUUGCCAUGGAUAUGCUGAUACAUCGAAGAGAAUGGACUAAAUUCAUCAAAUGGUCAUUGUUUUCCGCUGUAGUUAUUUUAUUACCAAUGAUUUGGGUUGAUUCGAUGCACUUUGGAAAACUUGUUAUAGCGCCACUUAAUAUUGUUAUGUACAACAUUUUUACUCAACAUGGACCAAAUAUUUAUGGGACUGAGCCAUUUAGUUUUUAUUUUAUAAAUGGUUUUUUAAAUUUCAAUUUUAUUUUUAUCGGAGCUUUGAUUACUCCCUUUUUAUUGAUUUUAGCUUGGGCUGUUGUUCCCGCGAAACCUCGACACAGUUUAUGUUUACCUUAUUAUUAUUCACUAGCUCCACUUUAUAGCUGGAUUGUCGUUUUUUUUCUGCAAUCGCACAAAGAGGAACGCUUUCUUUUUCCGAUAUAUCCCAUGAUUUGUUUGGCGGGGGCAAUUUCACUGGAUAUUUUACAAAAAUUGUAUUUCUUUGUUCGGACAACAUUAAAGCCACUUCCUGCUCAAAAACGAAACACUCAUUAUUUACAAUUUACUCCGCAUAUCACAAUUGCAGCGAUAUUGAUAUGUGGACUUAUGGGAUUAUCAAGAACCUUUGCAUUACAUCGAGGUUAUUACGCGCCAAUGGAAGUAAUGAUGGAGGCUAAUAAAUUAGGAAUGGAAGGAUUGGUUUCGAAGGAUGUUAACAUUAAUUUUUGUGUGGGAAAGGAAUGGUAUCGUUUCCCAAAUUCCUUUUUCUUUCCAUCUAACAACUGGAAACUUCAAUAUUUAAAAUCAGAUUUCAAGGGACAAUUGCCUCAACCUUAUUUAAAUCAUGAAAAUGCUACGAGUAUUAUUCAACCAAAUUUCAAUGAUAUGAAUAAAGAAGAACCAUCACGAUACUUCGACGUAGAAAGAUGUCAUUUUAUCUUUGAUUUGAAUCUUGGCACCGAGCCAAAUUGGGAGAGAGAUUAUUCUCAACAGCCAGAUAAUUUUCUAGUCAUUAAAUCAUCUGAGUUCUUAAAUACCGCCAAAUCACAUCCAUUGUUUCGAGCAUUUUACAUUCCAUUUGCACCGAAACAAAUGUGCACUUAUGCAUCGUACAAUUUAUUACAAAGUACAAAAUUCCAAUUGACCUCUUCGUCAAAAGUUAAACCAACAAAAAUACUAUAAACUGCACAAUGAUCGUAAAUUUAUAAACAUUUGGAUGUGUACAUUAAAAAAAAAAAGGGGGGGGGUGUUGACAAACAAAAUGCAAGAUGUAUCAUUUAAAGGUACAUAUUUGCUGUGAUUAUGAUUAAAAAAAAUAAUUGAACGUGUUAUAUUACGUGUUACAUUAAGUCAACUUGUCCUUUUGUAAUUUAAAAAAAAAAUUUUAUAUCAACUGUGA